AUGGCUCUACCCCCUGCCUCUCAGCUCAGCUCCCAGAAGUGGAAGGACUUCAUGGCUAAGAGACCCAAGACCCUGCCUGUUCCAUAUGUGGAGGUGAAGGGUGAGAGCGGACACUACUUCCUGUUGGUCCAGGGGUCAGAGGGCGGAGGCUGCAAGGCCCGCAUGAUACACUCAGCCAAUCAGAUCAAUGGAGCCGCUGCCACGGCAACCGUCAAUGGGCUUCUGAAAGAGAAUUCGUGUCGUCUUCAGUCUAUCUGUCUCCUUAAAGGGUUCAGCCAAUUGAUUGAUAAAGCAGUCCACUUGGUCUCUUCUCCCAGGUUCCACCACUACAGACUGGCUGCGCUCCCUGCCCUGUCUCCAUGGAGACCAACUGCUACAGAGGAGAGGAAGUUGGCCGAGGUGCAGACUCUGGUCCUAAAGGAGUGCCUGAGACGUAGAGAAGAGGCAGAGAAGCCGGCUUCAAUACCAGUCAAUGACCUGAAGAUCUUGCUCAGCCUGGCCAGAGAACAGUACCUCAAGAUGCAUGACUCUACCCUGCCUAAAGCCUCUACCCUGCCUAAAGCCUCCAGUCUGCCCAGAGUUGAGCCCUGUGGAGCAGAGGAGGUGAACCUCACUACGAAGACGACAGAGUUCAUUAAACACUCCCAACAUGCUGAUUGGCCAGAGAGAAGUGUUCUGCAGAACUAUGAGAACCUCCAGAGGACUCGUCAGAAGCUGAGGUUUGGUCUGCUGUCUGGCAGCUCAUCUGACUGUCUGCUGGGGCCUAAAGACGUCCAGGGUCAGAGAACCACCCCAGCCUUGCUGGAUGCCAAAGAGCUGCUAGACACUUCACACCAGACGGCCUGCCCACCGGAGAUCUGCAGCCUCUAUUAG
This is a messenger RNA of Oncorhynchus keta (chum salmon), 873 nucleotides long. RefSeq names its product mdm2-binding protein-like. The record is from RefSeq and is a predicted model, not a curated record. The transcript is spliced from 7 exons. Gene Ontology annotation, cellular component: kinetochore. The coding region runs from base 1 to 873 and encodes 290 amino acids. Lineage: Eukaryota; Metazoa; Chordata; Actinopteri; Salmoniformes; Salmonidae. Gene Ontology annotation, biological process: regulation of protein ubiquitination; protein localization to kinetochore; traversing start control point of mitotic cell cycle.